AGUGAAAGCUGAACCACCCGGAGCCCAAAAUCAAGGUGGUGGACCGGACUUUUUCUGUUCCUGUUUCCAUUAGACAGACAGAAUCAGCUUUUUCCUGCAGCGACUGUGGUCCUGAAACGUCUGUGACAUGAGACCAAGACUGGACGAUGUCAAAAUUUCUCUGUCAUAGGAAUUCAUUUUGGAUAUUUGUCUGUUUGCGAAUUCAAGAGGCUGAAAAUAAUUUUUUUGCGGGAGGUUUUUAAAGCCCUCCUCUUCUUUCUGUUUGACAGGAAAUGCUUUCCAUUUUGAAUCUUGUGAAAAGUUUCUUUCUGACUCACUGAAAGUCACACAACAGUAAAAUGUCUGAAGCUGGAGUACUAUACUCUGAUGUGAAGUUUACAAGAAAGAAGAAAGCUAACGUUGUCAUUUUCUCCUUGCCCGACACCACUUACUCUGAAGUAACGUUCUCAAGGACUCAGCCGUCCAAAACAGAGUCGCCCGAGGGGUACCAACAAGAUGUAUUGAGCAAAAGGUCAAAGGUCACCUCAGAGAGAUUGGCCCUGCUGGUUCUCAGUGGUCUCCUGGUAGCUGCCGUCAUUGGUAUGGGUGUUACCAAAAGAGAACCAUGCAGCACUGUACAGCCUACAUGUCCACAAUGUCCUACAGUAGAAGAAAGAAAACCAUCCAGCACAGUACAGCCUACAUUUCCAAAAACUCCUGACGUGAAAGAUCAGACAUGUGAUAAAUGUGAAGGAGGCUGGGAGCAACAUGGAGGAACGUGCUAUAAUUUCUCCAUCAGUAAAUCAUCCUGGAACAAGAGCAGAGAUGAGUGUAGAGCUAAAGGAGGAGACCUGGUUAAGAUAGACAGCAGAGAGGAGCAGAAUUUCCUGCAGAGAAGAGUGAGAGAAAUAAUGACUGAAGAUGAGGACAAGUUCUGGAUCGGGCUGACAGACUCAGCAGUAGAGGGCAGAUGGUUGUGGGUGGACGGGUCACCACUGAAUGAAAGUUUGAAGUUUUGGAAGGGCCCAGAGCCAGACAAUUGGAAAGGGACAAAUGGGAAACAUCCUGAUGGAGAGGACUGUGUGAGGAUGGGAGAAAAAGAGCUGAAUCUUCAGAUGAUUUCUUCUGCACAUUGAAAGAACCAGAGGAAGAAAUAAACUGAAUAUUCCUAUGCACCCGUCUCUCCUCCUCUCCUUCUCUCUGGACAUCCAAUCACCAUUGUUGACCUGAUGUCCAGUCACAUCUUAUCAUAUCUCACUUUUUCUCGUCAAAACUCUGUGUUUGUGAGUCACUGUAUAGUCAAUGUAAUUACUCUUAUUAAGUCACACAUAUUAAACAUUGUCUGAAUAUUUGCUUAUUCAUGCUUUUUUUUGUUGCAAUAAACUUUAUUUUGAUUGGUGAAACAGAGCAGCAAGGACUGAAGUGUAGUAGAAAGACUUUACAGGUUUUAAGAGGCUUGAUCUUGUUGGUUAAUGUGAGCAUGAUGAAAACCCUGAAAAUGGAUUUCAGAUCUACUAUAAUAGUCUACAUUGUUAAGCUGUGGUGAAUGAAGGCUGCCUAUGGACAUCAGAUGUCAUGCAAAUCUCUGCAUGCCUACUGAUUGCUUCAACCAAGAGUAUAAGUGUAAUGGAGAGUCCCGCCUUUGGUCAGGAAGCAGUCAUGCUGAUAGGUUCCCACCUUGAGCUGCCUUUGGCAGACUCCCAGCUGAUCAUCAAAGAGCAAGUCUACGUCAUAAACCUCGAGAGUCAGCAUGUCAUUUUCCUCAGCAUAGAAGUAGGAGAAUUCCUCUUCCCACCAGGGGUUCGGGUCAUUGUAGUGAACAGAUGUUUUACCCAGAGAAGUAGAACCAGAGGACACAGUGACAUAGGCAUCUGUGGUUAACAGGACAACGGUGGGAA
Oreochromis niloticus (Nile tilapia) is the source of this 1877-nucleotide messenger RNA. Its product is annotated as hepatic lectin. The coding region runs from base 339 to 1115 and encodes 258 amino acids. Lineage: Eukaryota; Metazoa; Chordata; Actinopteri; Cichliformes; Cichlidae. The transcript has 9 exons. The record is from RefSeq and is a predicted model, not a curated record.